This is a messenger RNA of Chanos chanos (milkfish), 662 nucleotides long. It is a transcript of the gene nedd8l, whose product is annotated as NEDD8 ubiquitin like modifier, like. The transcript has 4 exons. Bases 133 to 402 code for a protein of 89 amino acids. NCBI's taxonomy places the organism in Eukaryota, Metazoa, Chordata, Actinopteri, Gonorynchiformes, Chanidae. Gene Ontology annotation, molecular function: protein binding. The record is from RefSeq and is a predicted model, not a curated record.
AAGCUACAAGGAGGAGCAGAGGCAAUUUAUUUAACUAAAUCUUUUUGUAUUGUCUCAAGGGUGUAUGAAUAUUAUUUGACGAGUUAUCACACGUAUUUAUUCAGUUUUGCAUGUUGAUGCGCAGCUCUCAAAAUGUUGAUUAAAGUUAAGACACUUACUGGAAAAGAAAUAGAGAUCGAUAUUGAACCCACAGACAAGGUGGAGAGGAUCAAAGAAAGGGUGGAGGAAAAGGAAGGGAUUCCGCCUCAGCAACAAAGACUCAUCUACAGUGGAAAACAAAUGAAUGAUGAGAAAACAGCUGCUGACUACAAGAUCCAGGGAGGGUCUGUACUGCAUUUAGUCUUAGCACUCAGAGGAGGGGAGGUCAGUCAUCACCCUAGCGUUCAUCCCCUGCUUAUAUAAUCUUGCCAGCCAUGGGAUUGUCACUCACCCGUCACAUUGCCACGCAGAGCGUGUUGUUGCCAAAUGGCUUUGGUGCUGAAAGCAACACCUCAUGAAACAAAUGGACUUUCUGCUUUAAAAAUCUCCUUGUGUAGAUUAUGUUAUGGUCACAAUGAGAAGUUUUGUUUGAUUUGAGGUAAUGUACAGUGUUUUGGUUGUGUACAGUGUUUAGAGCACUGGUUAUUUUGCCUGUGAAUAAACAUUGAUUGUCUGAAGGACAA